CUUUAGGGUUGCUGUCAUCCGGUAUUCCAUUGUUUGUUCUGCGUUCUAAUGUCGUUCUUUGAUGUAGAUCUGAGUUCCAUAGACCAUGAGUGCCUGAUUGGUUCCUUGACUCGUUCAGAAUUGGAACAAUUGGCUGCCAAAUACAAUGUAAAGGAUUAUAAGAAGCUGAGGAUGGCUCAGCUUGUUGAUGUGUUACUCAAGAAGGCCUCCGUCUCACCACUUGGACUCUUCGUCGGCAAACCAAUUGAACCGGAAUCCCAUUUCAAAAGGCAGAUUACUCGUAUUCUAGGCACAUGUUGGUCUCCUAAAGUUUCUCGCAUGCGACUGUUGGCCGGUACCAUUUGGUUGGCUUCCAUUGGCUCUGACACAUCCUCAUCUGGUCCUCUGCGUGUGAAAUCUGUUGAAGCAUAUUUGAAGACUGAGCUGUACGUCUUCCAUCUCAUCUAUGUUUUUUUCGCUACAUUAAUAUCAAUCUUUUUGGGAUUAGUCAAAACCAUUCGCCUGUAG
Messenger RNA from Dicrocoelium dendriticum, 507 nucleotides. NCBI's taxonomy places the organism in Eukaryota, Metazoa, Platyhelminthes, Trematoda, Plagiorchiida, Dicrocoeliidae. The record is from the annotation of a GenBank genome assembly.